GCGAGGCACAUAGUCAUAUGAUCAGCGCGGAAGCUUGUGGUUAACUUUUACAACCCGUGUAAACGAAUAUGUUUUAUUGUUCUUAUGAAAGUUCGUUGUAGCAAUUUGUAUUGUCAGCGUCGUCUGGGGACGACUAUUUUUGAUCGAUUCCAUCGCAUGGCACAUUAGAACCACUUCUUUCCCGAGUUCAUCUUUUAAAACAUGGGGAUAAGGCAGAGUAAACUGCUAACGUUACUGUUGCUUUGUACGCACCUUUCAGCUUUCGGAGGCCGAUACACACCAGACUGGAAGAGCCUAGACGCCAGACCGCUUCCAGAUUGGUACGACGAGGCCAAGUUCGGGAUUUUUAUUCAUUGGGGUGCAUUUUCUGUGCCCGCGUUCGGUAGUGAGUGGUUCUGGUGGAACUGGCAGGGAGCGAAGAAUCCAGCUUAUCUUCUCUUUAUGGCUAAGAACUAUCCUCCUGGGUUUACCUAUGCAGAGUUUGCGCCUCAAUUUAAUGCUCAGUUCUUCGAUCCAAAUGAAUGGGCUGAAAUCUUGGAAGCUUCAGGAGCAAAGUAUGUUGUUCUUACUUCAAAACAUCAUGAAGGAUUCACUAACUGGGGAUCUCCAACUUCAUGGAAUUGGAAUUCUGUUGAUAACGGACCUCACAGAGACAUCGUCGGGGAAUUGGCAAUGGCCGUUCGGAAAAAAAGAUCUCUGCACUAUGGACUCUACCACUCCUUGUAUGAAUGGUUCAAUCCUCUCUACCUAAAUGACAAGAAAUCUGGCUUCAAGACCCAAGGCUUUGUUUAUUACAAAGUGAUGCCAGAACUGUAUGACCUGGUCACACGGUACAAGCCAGAACUGAUAUGGUCAGAUGGGGAUUGGGAAGCCCCGGACACUUACUGGAACUCCACAGAAUUCUUAGCUUGGCUCUACAAUGACAGUCCAGUGAAGGAUACAGUUGUGGUCAAUGAUAGAUGGGGAGCUGGGUGCUACUGUAAACAUGGUGGUUAUUACAACUGUGCGGACAAAUAUACUCCAUCGGAGUUGCCCAAUCACAAAUGGGAGAAAUGUAAUUCAGUGGACACCCUCUCCUGGGGUUACCGUAGGAACAUGAGACUCAGUGACUUGAUGGAUUUACCCACCAUUAUAAAGGACUUUGUCAACACAGUGGCUUUUGGGGGAAACUAUCUUCUGAAUAUUGGGCCUACAGCAGAUGGAAUGAUUCCAGAUGUGUUUGAGGAACGUCUCAGAGAGAUUGGUGCCUGGUUGAAGGUAAACGGAGAGGCCAUCUAUGCCACUAAACCAUGGAGGGUUCAGAUUGAGAAUGGUACUGUGCCAGUAUGGUACACUUCCAAAAACACUACUGUGUAUGCCAUCUUUCUCUCAAAUCCAAUGCAGGACUCAUUCCAGCUCUUUUCUCCCAUAACAUCUGAGAAAACUGUGGUGACCCUGUUGGGGAGUCCUCAGGCUCUAAAGUGGACUCCUCUGCAUUCAUCUGGACUCACUGUGCUUCUACCAGACCUGCCUGUCACUCCUGCAGGAGCCUGGUCCCUUAAACUGGAUGGAGUGGCUUAACAGUGGAAAUGUCUGAUGUGAAGACCCUACUGAGGUUUUUAGAUAUUCAUGAAGAUUUUAGGUAAUUUUAAAGAGAAUCCAACCUGUUGAUUUUAUCUGAUAUUUUCUCCACAAAACCUGCCACCAAUUGCAAAGGCACUUUGAAUCUAUAUACUUUCAAUCUAAAGACAUGUCAAUUUGCAAAUACCUCAACCAUGGUGGGGACAGGCUCCUCAGAUCCAGUCUUGCACCCAUCACUGAGCCAUUGUCCCUGCCCUGUCCCAGUGAUCAGAUGAAGCAGUUUGUAGAUGUGCUGCUUCACCAAGGAGCCAACCCUAACCGUGAGGAGCUUGUGCCUCACCUUGCUCAUAGUUUGGGGAACAGUGGAAUGGCAGGCCAGGUAGAAGAGGGCUUCAGGCACAGAGGCUCCUGCAGUAUGGAGCUACAAAGCGAAUGGGAUAUGGUGGAUGCAGGUGAGGGACAUUGCACAAUUUUGUCACUGCAAUUAAAACUUGUUCACUGACGAAGUUGAGAAAAAGAUGUAAUCAUGUUUACAUGAUUGUUCUUGAAAAACGUGUUUAACUGGAAGAUUUUUUUCAUCGGGAUAAAGAUGUCUGUGAGCGAGGAGUUUAAUACAAUUUAGUAUGUUAUGUAACAUUUACAGCUUUGCUUUAUAAGUACAGUGAUUGUUUCCCUUGGAUUCUUUACAUUUUAAUAAAUUUUCAUAAGUCUUGCAGUU
Electrophorus electricus (electric eel) is the source of this 2278-nucleotide messenger RNA. Its product is annotated as tissue alpha-L-fucosidase-like. Gene Ontology annotation, biological process: glycoside catabolic process; fucose metabolic process. Lineage: Eukaryota; Metazoa; Chordata; Actinopteri; Gymnotiformes; Gymnotidae. The record is from RefSeq and is a predicted model, not a curated record. Gene Ontology annotation, molecular function: alpha-L-fucosidase activity. Gene Ontology annotation, cellular component: lysosome.